Messenger RNA from Microplitis demolitor, 2740 nucleotides. RefSeq names its product histone-lysine N-methyltransferase, H3 lysine-79 specific (gene stai). Gene Ontology annotation, cellular component: cytoplasm; neuron projection. Gene Ontology annotation, molecular function: tubulin binding. Bases 155 to 1240 code for a protein of 361 amino acids. NCBI's taxonomy places the organism in Eukaryota, Metazoa, Arthropoda, Insecta, Hymenoptera, Braconidae. Gene Ontology annotation, biological process: regulation of microtubule polymerization or depolymerization; neuron projection development; microtubule depolymerization. The transcript has 7 exons. The record is from RefSeq and is a predicted model, not a curated record.
UGGAUCAGUUGCUAUUCAGCCACCGCCCCAGGAACUAAAUCAUUUUUUUUGUUCCUAUUGCCGAUUAAUUAUUUUUUGAUAACUCAUAUUUAUUAUCAAUAAAAAAAACAAUUGGUUUAUAUUAAUUAAAAAAUUAAACGGAUUUAUUGUAAUCAUGCUGAUUGAUCUUGUACGUGAUUCUGUGCUGCAGUGCUUCUGCCACAGCUGCAAGGCGCCUUUGAGCGUCGUAGCUGGUCACAAGAAAGGUAAAUCGCCCAUGAAGAAACCAUGCGGAAAAGGAAAAGCUCGUACUAAACAACCAAAGAAAGUUAAAUUUAUUACUACUGAGAUUCGGUGUCAAGAGCAAUCAAAGGGUGGGUUAUGUUAUGAAGUGAUUUUGGCUGAACCAACUGGAACUAAACGUGCACCAUCACCGCAACGUUCUCAGCCAUCACCGACUCAGCAAUCGACGAUUGAAGAAAAGUUAAAAGCUGCUGAGGAGAGAAGACUCUCUUUAGAGGCACACAAACUUGCUACAUUGGCAGCACAAUUGAGCAAAAUAGAAGAGACUGCACGUAAGAAGGACGAAAUUACUUCAGCAUUUAUGUCAGCUACUCGUGAGUCUCUUGACGCUAAAAUGAAUAGCUCUGAAGAGAAGCGUGAGGCUCACAUGAGCGAGCUCAAGAGUAAACUUAAAGAACAUUUGGAAAGCGUUGAAAAGACCCGUUUAAAUCUAGAACAACAGACUAGAGAGGUUCGGGCCGCAGUUGAAGAGAAGCUCAAGACUGCUGCUGCACAACGUGAUGAGAACAUAAAAAAAAUGCUUGAUCGUCUCAAGGAGCAUGAGGAUCAAGUUAUUCGAGUACGUCAGGGUAUGACUGAACGAGCUCAACAAUUAGAGUCUCAGAUCCAAGGUAAAUUAGAUCAAGCUCGAGAACGUCGUGAAAAUCGAGAACGUGAACAAAAAGAAAAACUUCGUAAUCACAAUACGGUGAAGCUAGCGAGAGUACGUGAAACCGCAGAUGUUAUCGCAAUGAAGGAGCUCGAGGCAAAAAAACGUGAAAUCGACAUGAAAGUUUCGAUCGCGGAAGAAAAUCGACAGCGCGAGAUUCAACGGCGUCUUCAAGCUAUUCGCCAACAUGAGAGGCGUGCAGAGUUGGUCAGACAAAACAAACAAAACAAAACCAAUGAGGCUGAUCAAGAAGUUAAAUCAGAUGAGAGUGCCUUAAAUGUUAAAAUUGAAACUGCCAGCUCUGGUUAAAAGAUAAACAUCAACAUUUAAUAUUAAUUUUAAAUACUCUAAUUAAUAUCAUCUGUCAUAUCGUUAAAAUGACAUUAAAAUCAGUCGAAGAUCAUUAAAGUAAAUAACGAUAGAUUUAAAAAAAAAAAAUAGAGACUAUGCGUAAACAUCUCUUGAUAAGAAAUAUUAUCGUGUUUGUUAUAAACAGAUAAUAAAUACAACAACUUAAUGAGUUUAACUGCCGAAGACUCGUGAGCUUGAUUUCGCUUCGUGCCAUUUUUCUCGCGGCUCAAUCGGAAUUUUAACUGACAAACUUUGUCCGAGUCUUGCCUACUGCAACAAGUCGAGAGUUCAAAACAAAUAUUAAAUAAAAUAAAAAAUUUUUUAAAAAAGAAAAAUUAUUCAAAAAAAAAUAAUUAAUUAAAUGAAUACUUAUUGAUGCGAUAUUAAAUCCCCAGUGAGUUUUAAUCAAUUGGUAUAAAAAAUUGUUAUUAUUAAUAAACUUUGUAUUUUUUUUUCUAUUUGUGCCUAUAAUAACAAAAAUGCGCUGUGUUCUUUCGCUAUAUUAUUAGUUGGCUAUUCGAUAAAAAAAAACGAAAUUAUAACGCUCGAUGCGUAUAAAAGAAAAAUUAAUUGUAAAAUGUACUUUUAAAUGCUUAUAAAAUUGUUUUUAACCAUUUUUUAUAUGUUAUAAAAAUAAUAUUAAUAAUAAUAAUAAUAAUAAUAAUGUUAAUAUGUUAGCUUUAAUUGCAAAAAUUUAAUACAAAUUAUAUACUUAUUCAAGAAUUGCAAAAAUUUAUAAAUAUUGUACGAAUAUAUUAAUACUAUUCUAACAUUUUUUUUAUAUCACAGUUUUCACUUAAAUAUUUUGCAAUUCUUUAUACAAAAAAAAAAAAAUUAUUCGUCGCUAAGAUUAGAUAAUAAUAAUAUUAAUACAAAUAUGAUUUGAAAAAUAAAAAAAAAAAAUAAAAAAAAAAAAAAUGUUUUGUGGGGAAAACGAAAAAAAAUGUGCGACAAUGUAUGUAUACAAAAAUCAUUUAUACAAGUGAUGAUCGUAUGAUAUGUGUUGGCGUAUGAAUUUAUAACGAAAAAAAAAAAAAAAAACAAAAAAAAAUGGUUUGUAAUGUAAUGAUGCUUUAUACAGUUUAUAUUAAGCUUUAUGAAAAGGUUAAAAAAUCAUUUUGUACUCGAUAAUCGCGAUAAUACUGUGCUAAUGAAAAGAGAUUAUUACAAACAAACAAAAAAAAUUAUUAAAAAUAUUUAGCUUAGUCAAAUACGAUUAUAUUGAUGCUUCUGUGAUGGAUUCACUGUCGAAAAAAAAAAAAUAAAAGAAUGUUUAUUAAUAAAAUUAGUAAAUGAAUAAAGUGAUUUUUAACAUCAUUCGCUUGUAAGCAAGCACUAAAGAGAUUCAGUGGCUGAAUCUUCCUGUUGUGGAGUACAUUCGCACAAUAAUAUAUAAACAGCUUUAUUAUAAAUAACUAAUAAAUGAAUUAUUUCCCCAUUUUCAAAAAAAACUUUUCA